GGCGCACGAAACGUGUUCGCCUCGUUGCAGCGUUUUUUUUUUCCUUCUUCCUCUCCGAUUUGUGACUGGUAUAAGAGUGUUGGGUAUUCGAUUUAUUGGUGCUAGGAAAGCAGAGGAUUUGAAGACAUCCGUAGAGAAGGAGAGAAAGACUAUCUAUUGCAGACUAUUUGACGCUGACGCCCACGACGACGAAACAACAGACGAUGGACUCGCCGUUCUCACUAACGACAGCCAGCACUUCGACGCUCAUCAUCCACAUCCCCGAUCCUAACACCACUGACGAGAAAGAAAUCCGUAUAUCAGCUGAACCCGACUCAACCGCCCACAACCCCGAAACCAACGAUACACCCACUAACCCCACCCGAAACCACCUAAACCUCUCCAUCGCUCCUCCACCUCCCCCUUCCUCCCUCCCAAACCCCUUUAACAACGUCGCCUCAGCCCGCAAAGGACCACCCCUCCAAAUCGCCACCGCCCCUCAUACAAGUCAAUCAGCCAAGAUGAGCGGACGGGGCUUUGUGGAACCGCACCAUAGCCAUUUACCGCGUCGCACAAGGAUGAGGGUCGUCAGUCGGAGUAGGAGCAGAAGGCGAAGUAGGAGUAGCAGCAGCAGUAGUUGGGCGCGAAGUUCUCGCAGUCGGACGAGGAUGGAGGUCGGCAAGGUGGACGAGGCGCAGGAGAGUCCCCAGCCCCAGCCUUCGACGCAGGACGAGAACCCGCAUCAUGCCCCGGCUCCAGAGGAACCUGAAGCCGACGACGACGACGACGCAGAAACCGACUUCGAUUCCAACAAAACCGAAGACGGAUUCCUCCACGAAACCGAGAGCGUCCACCGCGCAAACGCACAAAAAGAACUCCUCAGCGCGCUCGAAAGGGGGAAGAUGCGGCCGAGCUAUGCGUACACCCUCGAGCGCCUGCUCGGUCCUUCGUUCAACGCUCCAAGGACACCACAACUCGAGUCUAAUCCUCUUCUUGCAUCGAUGACUAUCCCUGAACCUCAAGCCACGCCUGGUGCAGGACCGUUGACGAAGGAUAGCACGACCUCGCAGCAUCUGCAGCCGCAUGUCGGCAACCUCCCCAGACGCAGGAAGACGAUCCAGGCUUCGUAUAAACGGGCGUACAUCGAUCGCCGGACGCCGAGGAGUGUCUCGCAGGGAGUGAGCACACUCCGACGUAGCCUAUCCAACGACGACUAUAACGACGACGAGGGACUUGGGGGUAGGGAGGAGGAAGUUAGAGGCCGUGAUAGACGUGGGUUUUCCUUAGAGAGGAUUGGGAGUUUGCGUGAAGAUGGAGGGGAGGAUGGAUUAGCGAAUGGAUAUGGACAUCCACAUCCAAGGUUGGACAGUAGUCGCCCGCCGCGGUCUGUUCCUCCUGGCUAUCGGUCGACAUCGGUUUCGGUCUCGAAGAGGGUCGAUCAGCGUGAACCCUUGCGCGAGAGGAUGAAGCUGCAAGAGGUCGGGAGGGGCGUAUGGAUUGGGGUGUGUGAUGAAGAUAUCCGGUUGCGGUGUCGAAAGGGUAAUACUGAGGAGGAGAAAGGUGGAGAUGGAAAUGAGGAGGAAUGGAGAGGGCGGAAAGGAUGGGAUGGAGGGUCGGUUUCGCAGAAUGCCACGACGAACAUCUGGGAGGACGUCGAACGGGAAAUCGACACCCUUUCUCACUCAACACACCCGACGAAGAAAAGGAGGAGGAUACGCGGCAUACUCACGAUAGACGAAACCGACUCUCUAUCUUCCUCGCCAACAGCGUCGUCACCGGCGCUAUCAUCGUCCAAACCCCCACCUCCACCUCCCAACGGCUCACUACAAAACUUAUGUCUUACGGUGCCCUCCCUUUCAUCGCUCGCGUCCAAACGCAAAGGGGGUGAACCAAUUGAGAUUGCGAGGGGCUGUACACGGCUGUCGGUUGAGCAGAUGAAGGAGGGGUGUAAGUUUAUGGGUGUGGUGUUGUCGUCACGGUCAGUGUCUGGGGAUGUACGAGAGCGGGAAGGAAGAGGAGGAGAGGACUCGGAAGAGCCCAUUACGCUACUCCUUGCGUCUAACGAGGAGUGUAUGGUGGACGUUAUGUCGAUGGCGUUGUGUUAUCUGGUUGUGCAGGAGAUUGGGGGCGGUGCUGGAGGGUGUUCUGGACUGGGUAGAGAAGGAGGUGAGGAUGGGGAGAGUGAGGUCGUGGAGGAGAGAGUCGUGGGGGAGGAAGAACGUAUGGUGGAAUCUCAGCCUGCGCCUCCUGGUGAGAACGCUCCUGGGUCCGACGCCCUGGAUCCCCCGACCACCACAGCUCGACUAAACCUCGACCCCACUUCUCCUUCGGUUCUCUCGCCCUGUGCGACGGUUCGGCCUUCAGUUGGUGUUGAGGAGGAUUUGUCUCGGGUGGAGGGUAAGGUGGUGCAUUCAGCGGAGGGUGGCGAUGAGCGUGGGCUGAAGGACGAGCAUUGGGAUGGCGGAAUGAAAGAUAGGGGUGAGAGGCGGGUUGAAGGUCACGGAGGGCCGGAGGUUGCGCAGGAAGGUUCGAGAGACGAGGCUGACAAUUCUCGGGUGGAUGUCGAACCUCUUCGUCCAGUUGGCAGCCUGGAAGGAAACACGACUUCGGCGGACGACUCGACUGCGCCAACUGCGAUGGACGAGUCAGCUACAUCGACGACGACCGAGGACCACUCGACUACGCUACCCCGUUUCGAAGGCGAGGACGAGGAGGGGUAUACGCCGGUUCAUCGUUUAAUGUGGAAGUUGCAUGAUGAGUACGAGGUGCGGGUUAUUCGGCCUGUCAAACCCCUGGCUGAAGGGGAAGAUGAGGAGGUGGAUGUUGUUGGUCUGGAUGGGGAGGCAGGAGACGAGAAGGGGGGAGCACAGGUGUAUAUGAACGGAAUCUUCACACCUCCCCAACUUAACACCGCCAAAUUCUCGAAUUCGAAACCUGUCUCGAAAUUGGGUCAACCCGAUUUUCAGUCCUCUGAACCUCGACCUAGCCAGCCCGGUCCCGAGGUACCUCGAGAACCGGUACCGCGAAAUCCGGAUCUGCAGUCGCGCCAGUUCCUGCCGAGUACGAGUGUGUUUUGCACGUCGACUCGGAUUGUGCGGGUGAGGUUGAGGGAGGAGUGGAGGGGGUUGGUGGGGUAUGAGGGGGGUGUCAGGGUUUGGGAGGGGGUGAGGGGAUUCGCUGAGAUAUGA
Coprinopsis cinerea okayama7#130 is the source of this 3167-nucleotide messenger RNA. RefSeq lists its product as hypothetical. The transcript has 3 exons. The coding region runs from base 204 to 3167 and encodes 987 amino acids. The record is from RefSeq and is a predicted model, not a curated record. NCBI's taxonomy places the organism in Eukaryota, Fungi, Basidiomycota, Agaricomycetes, Agaricales, Psathyrellaceae.